AUGCAAGAGGAGAACCGCUUCUUGUCGGAGCCAGUGGGAUGGCCGGCAUGGAUGGAGGGGACAUGGAAGGUGAGAGACGAGGAGGAAGGACAGAUCGGGGAGCAGGCGCCAGUCAUCAGGCAAGAGAAGUUCAUCAAGUCUCGAGGUCGUGGGGGCAACGAGCGCGUGAUCGAAGCCAAAGACGAGAACUUCAAGGACGACCUGCAAGUCCGCCACAACCUUCCCGUGGUAGCUUCCCUCUACGACCCGCUCAAGGACCCCACGCGUGUUGUGCUGCAGCUGAGCAGCGAGGAGAAGGGGAGGAUGUGCAUGGCGGUGGGUGCUGUGGUCGGACGGUGCGAGCGACGAGAAAUCUUCCUCCUCGCUCAAGAAGCUGCUGGCGAAGGGGAUGCUUUCAUCUGCAGCGAGACUUAUAGAAGCCUCGACGUGAGGAAGCAGACAGUGAAGGUGAGAGAGUUCGAGGUCAUCCGGGAGUUGCGGAGGCUUGAGGACGGUUCUGUGAGGGGAACAAAAUCUGUGAUCCUCUACAGCGAUCCUGAUCCGGUUGACGAUCCCAUCGCGCUCGCUCGCUCUCUCGGGUCCCUGCGCGUCUGGUCUGCCAUGACCAAAGUCUCUCUCUGCUCCGCUGGCAUGGCGCCGCUCACAGCAUGGCAGGGGAAGGUUCCUCGAGGGUCAGUCGGACUGGACAUGACGGAGAGGCAGCGAGCGAGAGCCGUGACGAGCUACGUGAUGAGCUACGAGCGAGAGGGAGGAUGA
Messenger RNA from Guillardia theta CCMP2712, 756 nucleotides. RefSeq lists its product as hypothetical. The coding region runs from base 1 to 756 and encodes 251 amino acids. The transcript has 8 exons. The record is from RefSeq and is a predicted model, not a curated record. Lineage: Eukaryota; Cryptophyceae; Pyrenomonadales; Geminigeraceae.